Messenger RNA from Periophthalmus magnuspinnatus, 1932 nucleotides. RefSeq lists its product as uncharacterized. The record is from RefSeq and is a predicted model, not a curated record. Bases 139 to 1554 code for a protein of 471 amino acids. The transcript has a single exon. Lineage: Eukaryota; Metazoa; Chordata; Actinopteri; Gobiiformes; Gobiidae. Gene Ontology annotation, molecular function: ATP hydrolysis activity; GTP binding.
AAGUGGAUUGAAGAAAGUAAAGAGAUACAUGAUGGACCUCCUGCUCGAUACCAACUGCAGCUGAAAAGAGUUAAUCUGGACAAAGAAUCAGAUGAAGAAUCUAAACUGAGGAGAUUUACUCUUGGAAAAUGUGAUCCAAUGUCUCUGAACAGGACCAUCCUCCUGGUGGGAGAGACUGGGUCAGGGAAGUCCACUCUGAUCAACGCCCUGGUCAACUUUGUGAUGGGGGUGGAGUUUGAAGACAAAGUCUGGUUUGAGGUCAUCUCAGACGAGAAGGACAGACCCCAGUCUGAAAGUCAAACUUCUGCUGUGUCUGUUUAUGAAAUAUUUGGAUUUGAGAGAAAAACUGUCCCUUAUUCUCUGACCAUCAUCGACACUCCAGGAUAUGGAGACACCAAAGGAAUAGAAUACGACAAAGUAAUCACAGAAAAACUGAAAGAGCUGUUCAGUCACCCUGAGGGAGUGGACACAGUCAAUGCUGUGGGUUUGGUCAUGAAGGCCACAGAGAACAGACUGGAUGGGAGGUUGGCUUAUGUCUUUAACUCUGUCACGUCUCUGUUUGGCAAAGACAUGGAGCAGAAGAUUGUGGUGAUGAUGACUCACUCAGAUGGAAGAAAACCAAGAAAUGCUCUUAAAGCUCUGGAGGAGGCAAAGAUUCUUUGUGCCAGAGAUUCAAAAAAUGAACGAGUGCAUUUCCGUUUCAACAACUCCCAAAAUGAGACAAUUGAAGAUGACAGUGAUGAAGAGGAAGCGGCACAACAUGCAUUUAAAACUUCAAACAAGGGAAUGAAGAAGUUCACAAAGUUUCUGGAAACAACAAAACCUCAGUCUGUGAAGACGACAGUGGAGGUGAUGAAAGAGAGAAUCAGACUCACGGCCUGUGUCCAGAACCUAAAGGAACGAGUGACAGAGGUGGAAAUGAGGCAGGAGGUAAUCAGGAAGAACAGAGAGGAACUGGCACGAUUUAAAGAAGGGAUGGAGGAGAACAAAAACUUUAAAUUUUACAUAGAAGAAACCUACAAAGAGAAAGAAGGAAUAAACCACUGGUGGGACAACAAAGCUGUGACCUGUAAUAUUUGUGAAGAGAACUGUCAUUACCCAGGAUGCACCUGGGCCUGGAGUCCAAGCUGGUGUCACAUCAUGAGAGAUGGAAAGUGUACUUCCUGUUCUGGGAAGUGUCCAGUGGACGCUCAUGUGAAAGAAAAUAAGAGAUAUGUGACUAAGACCAGAAGAGUGGAAAAGACCACUGAAGAAAUGAAGGCCAAAUAUAAACAAAACAAAACUAACAGUGAGGAGAAGACCAGUCUGCUGCAGGAUCUGGAGAAGGAAAUGUCCAACCUUCAACAAGCCAAAGACCAGUGUCUGGAUCAGGUCUUUGAGUUGGUGGAGAAGCUGGAGAAGAUCGCUCUGAACGUGGACUCAGUGUCCACUUCUGCUCAUCUGGAUUUUCUCAUUCAGAAAAUGAAGGAAAAGGGAGAAAGAGAAAAGAUUCAGAAACUGGAGAAAAUGAGAGAUCGAAUGAGUGCGAAAAACAAGGCUGCUGCCAAAUACUAGGGAGGUGUCCAGGAGGCAUCCUGAGCAGAUGCCCGAGCCACCUCAGCUGGUUCCUCUCGACGUGAUCCGCCUGUCAAUCUUGUGCUCCAUCCUUCCCUCACUUGUGAAUAAAACCCUGAGAUACUUGAACUCCUCCACUUGAGGCAGAGACUCUCCACCUGCAGAGGGCGCCACCUUUUUCCAGUUGAGAUCCAUGGCCUCAGAUUUGGAGGAGCUGAUUCUCAUCCAGACACUUCACACUCGACUCAAACUGCCCCAGAGCUGCAGGUCCUGAAGCAUCAGGACAAACAUCAUCUGCAAACAGCAGAGAUGAUCCUGUGGUUCCCAAACCAGACCCCCUCUGGCCCCUGAACCAGACCCCCUCUGGCCCCUGAACCA